GUACGGGAACCAGUGCUAAACGGAUUGUGAUUCUGUGCAGACUAUUUUUGUGAAUUCCCGUCAAAUGACAGUUCCUUUUUAACAAUUACUCAUUACUUAAUGGUAAUAGUGAUAUAAUUUAACACUGUGAUUGCCAAAAUGAGUAUUGAGGAUAUCCUUACAGUGGAAACAAUUAUUAAUAUUAAUAAUUUUACUACUAUGGAAGCUAUUAUGAUGCGCGAUCAAAGGACUACCAGUCACAGGGUAUUCCAUAAUAAUAACACCAAUUGUUUUCAGUAUUUUGAUGGUGUCAAUAGGACACUUUCGAAAAAAAAAUCACGCGUGUGCGUUAAUAAUUCACACCAUUUUGUUAAAAAUAAUAAUCGUUUUUCUAAAUGUGAAAAUAGUGACAGUAAAAUUAAUAAAAUUAGUAGAACUGACUUAAAUAAUAAUAAUAAUAGAAGAAAUGAUAGAGAUGUUGAAUCGGGGGUUAAUAGUGAAAAUUUUAGUAACGAUUGGAGUUCUGGAAAAACAAAUUGUUCCACGUGGUUGACCUUUAUUUCUGUUCCCUUAGGGCUCGCAAGCCUACUGAUAGUCCUGCUUUUCGUGACGGCAAACGGAAAACCAGCAGCACCUAUGGCAGUUCACAAACAACAGUUUACAUCCACGCCCAAAUGGAUAAAUCCUUGCGGGGAAGCUGCCGAGAAUUCUGAUGGGUCAAUUUACAUAGAACAAAUGAAAGAUGAGCAAUUGUUAGGGACGAUCAUCUUGAGGGCGAAAAACGCGCUAGAUCACGCGAAGCGUUUCUGCGACCAUUUUUCACAAGAGUCACUCGGAUUGAAUUUCGAGUCGAUGCAAGCGUCGUGGAACAACCGUCAGUACUAUUGGCUACCAGGUCCGCUGGAAAUUCCAAAACAGCUGGGCACGACGUUGUCCGAAGACUAUUUAAGCAAACUUGAGGUGCGGAUGAUUGACUCGGCGUUGUUAAAUGCGUACGAGUAUAUGCAGAAGUAUGCUGUGGGCUUAGAACAAAUUACCUAUGACCAGAAGGAAGAACAGCUUAAUUUUCAAAAAGAGUUUGUUGAGACUGAACACAAUCUUCGUUCCGUCCUAUGCGAGCUACAAGUAGCAAUGAUGGAACGAGGAGUACCACAACGUAUUGACGUAUCGCGUGACAUAAUGCCUGACAUGUUUCGUCAAGUAGAGUCAAUAACGUCGAGAAACACCCGAGACUGGAUAAUAUUCCGGGACUACAUGAACGGCCUGGAGUACGUAGUCCAGGUAUUCGAGCACCUGAAGAACAACUUAGAGUCCUCUUGAGGAUGGUGGGGCGGAGUAAGUCGGCCCAAUAGGACAACACGACGACAAUUAGUGCGCUUCUACAAUAAUAAUCUAAGGGCUCUAAAUUCUGUGUCAUUAUAAGAAUACCUACGCUUCGAAUUGGAACAAAAUCGACUAGUAGAUGCUGCAUUUAAUCCACCGACGCUCGCCGCCUGAUAUUCACCAUUAUUAGUUUUAAUUGAUAGUGUGCACGUAGUAUGCAUGAAGGAUUGUUGGAACAAAAAACUAAAUUACGAUGUAAAUAUUAAAAAAUAUUAUUUGAAACUGACGAAAGUUGUCAAGUACAAAAUAUGCACUCUUCAGCAAUUAAAUUGUAAAUUUUUAAAAAUAUUUAAUCACAAAUUUUUUAAGAAGAAUUAUUUUCUUUUAAAGAAAACUACGUAAUUUUAUAAUUAUUUAUACAGACAAAAAAUAUAAAUAUAUGUACAGUAUUUGUUAGAUAAAAUUAUUGUUAAACUUACGGAUACUAAUUUUGGAUAUUUAUUGACUAACUAUUA
Molecule: messenger RNA, 1817 nt
Organism: Cotesia glomerata
Lineage: Eukaryota; Metazoa; Arthropoda; Insecta; Hymenoptera; Braconidae
Exons: 5
Coding region: 139-1299 (386 amino acids)
Source: RefSeq, a predicted model, not a curated record